CAUGAACAUGAGACUGAAUGUUGCAAGGAAUAAUUGAAGGUGGCAUCAUAUGACAUAUUGUGUAACAUCGAAAAUUGACCAUAUACUGUAGGAAAAUAGAUAUUCACAGGUAAGGGUUUAUUGCCAGGACCUCAUAUCCUCCAAAUUUUAAUUGAGGACUGCUUCUGAGUACAGAUAUAAAAAUAUCCCAAUUAUAACUGUAAUGGCAUUGCAAAGUUCUAGUCAACAAUGACUUAGGAAAUCAAUUACUGGUGCAGCUGCUCAUAAUGAAUCAAUCACAACAACAGUAACAUCACCUGUUUCUUGGGUUCAGAACAAAAAUGAAAUGGGAAUGUCAACAACAUUCUUGAUAUUCAUGAUCACAACAAAUUUGUCUCUUCUUUUCACUACUUCCACCAAUUUUACAACCACUGCAAUGACCACUACAUUCGUGUUGAAUCUGCUAAUAUUGGCAUUAUUUCUUUUUUCAUCUUGUGUUCAUAUUUGUUGCCAUCACCAUUGUCAUCAUCAUACAGUCAAAAGUGAUAAAUAUACAGAAGGUGAAAACAAACCGACGUAUUUGUUGAUGAAGCCAUGGCCACAAUUUGGGGAAGACAGUCGUUCAAGGUGGACUAUCGAUCAGAAUACAGAAAGCAGAUAACUGGACCUAUGUCUGGUGAGAAUGUGUUGAGUUCAGUCUCUUAUCUGCAAGACUCAGAAUUAUUGGCUUCAAUGGUAACCUGUAAUGGUAACGUAGAGGAAAAGCAUUAUAAACAGAUAUGUAUGUUAGUUAAACAAUUACUUAAGCACUUCGACCAUCACAACAAUAUAUAGUUCCCACAUGCCUACGUCUUGUCUCGCUGCAACAGGAAUAACGAGUUAUACGCGGUACAAUUCCGACACCUUGCGGGCAAUUGAAACUCCACACUUCUCACACUCUGUGACGGACAUUUCACAUUCACGUAAACUACAAGUUAAACUUGUGGAUCCGUUUUAAAAGGUACUUAAUCUGAGUAAAACACGACUUGCUUUUGUUUAAUGAAGGAAAAGCUGAGUGUAUUACACAGACGGCACAUGUGGUGACCGAUGACCGAACGUGACCUGUGGACGAUGUACAGACAUGAGGCAACAAGCAAAGAAAAUUGCAGUUGAUUUGCCAAGGAAGUGAAUAAUGGAAGACAGUAAAUUCAAUUAUUAUUGUGACCUGUGUGCCUUCGACAAAAUGAAGUAGAUAUUGUACUUGAAUGAUAGAUUAAAUGUUAGUUUCGUUGGCCGCGUACUCAAUGCGUUAAUGACUCGCAAAUAAGACGGCGGCGCUGUUUUCAUUCUAAGCUCCAGACCGUGACGUCACGAUGAUGGGCAGGAAAUAGAAGCACGGUCUGGUCAGAGACUGACAGUUCCGUGGUGCUGAAAUUAUCACGACACGUUCGUUUGGCGAAGCGUCUGUGACUUCAUGAGGAUUUUAUGUACUAUACGAUCACCAUAAGGAGGAUUUUUGUGUCGAAAACAAAAUAACAGCGGUCGUGGCGUCACCGAACUGUGAGAAGGAAACAAUAGGAUUCUGUGCAGCGAUGCAGCGACACAAAAGGUACGUGACUCUGGUGCUGGUGUUCCUCGCGAUUCAUCAGGCAACUACCACGGUGAUUCACUAUUCUAUACCAGAGGAGCUAAAAGAGGGAUCGAUUGUUGCAAAUCUGGCGACGGAUCUCAGUUUGGAUGUUUCGUCGCUGAUCAGGAGAAAGAUGCGCCUCGACAUUAUCGCCAACAAGAAAUAUCUGGAUGUGAACAAAGAGACUGGAGAGCUGUUCAUUGUGGAGAAGAUUGACCGGGAACACAUUUGUCCAGCGAAGUCGUCAGCCUCGUGUUUUCUCGGACUAGAGGUGACUCUUGAAAAUCCUGUGCGAAUUUUCAAUAUUGAAAUCGAGAUAUUAGACAUGAAUGACAACGCCCCACACUUCAGGAGAGACGUCAUUCAUCUAGAUAUAUCCGAGUCGGCGCCAAAAGGGGAGAGAUUUUCUCUCAGUAACGCAGUGGAUCCAGAUGCGGGAACUAAUUCAGUUAAAACAUAUUACCUGAGUGACAAUGACAAUUUUGAUAUCGAGGUCCAGACCGGAAGGGAUGGGAAAAAAAUAGCAGAAUUUAUUCUGAAAAAACAGUUAGACAGAGAGCAGCAGGCUCGUCAUAAUUUAAUACUGACAGCUGUCGAUGGAGGAACACCGGCUAGAUCUGGAACUGCAAGUAUUAUUGUGCAGGUUUUAGACACCAAUGAUAACGCUCCUACAUUUGAUCAAUCUGUAUAUAACAUUAACAUGAUGGAGAAUUCUCCUUUAGGAAGUCUGGUCAUUCAUCUUAAAGCCACAGAUCUAGAUGAAGGGUCAAAUUCAGACUUAACAUAUUCCUACAGUUUAUACACACCUGAGAAAACACAGAAAACUUUUAACCUCAAUCCUUCUACUGGUGAGAUCACCGUGAAGGAGAUGUUGAACUAUGAGGACUUCAGGAUUUAUGACAUGGAAGUCAUAGCAACAGACAAAGGAGUCAACAGUUUGUCAGGACAGUGCACAAUAAAGAUCAUGAUUGAAGACAUGAACGACAACCAUCCAGAAAUAUCUAUCAAGUCAUUUCACAGUCCAGUCAGUGAAGAUGUGGAAGUAGACACAGUGAUCGCAGUGGUGAGUGUGAGCGAUAAGGACUCUGGAGACAAUGGAGUGGUUGAUCUUCAUAUUCCAGAUAACAUGCCUUUCAAACUGAGGGAGUCCUCUGAUAACUAUUAUGAGUUAGUAGUUUCAGAGGCAUUAGAUCGUGAGAAGGUUCCAGAAUAUGAGAUCACCUUCAGUGUGACUGACAGAGGUUCUCCUCCUUUAUCUGACAAUGAAACUAUGACCCUACAACUGCUGGACGUGAACGACAACGUCCCUCAGUUCCCUCAGUCCUUCUAUACGAUACGUGUGAAUGAGAAUAACGCACCUGGAGCUCUGCUGGGUUCACUGUCUGCGUAUGACCCUGACCUCCAUGAGAACCAGUAUCUAGUUUACGUCAUCCUGGAGAGGGAGACGGCCAACACCUCCAUGUCCAUGCUGUUCUCCAUCAACCCAGAGAACGGGAAUCUUUUUGCCCUGAAAACUUUUGACUAUGAGAUAGAGAAGGAGUUUCUUUUCCACGUUGAGGCCAGAGACUCUGGUUCUCCUCCUCUCAGUAGCAACGUGACGGUCCACAUCAUCGUCGUGGACCAGAACGACAAUGCUCCAGUGAUCGUCUCUCCCUGGCGUGCUCACGGUUCAGUGGUGGAGGAGAAGAUCCCCAGAUCUACUGAUAAAGGCUCUCUGGUUGCCAAGGUGAUCGCCUUAGACACAGACUCUGUGCACAACUCUCGGAUCACCUACCAGUUCCUCCAGGUGACCGACGCCACCUUGUUCAGUCUGGACCAGUACAACGGAGAGAUCCGGACUAUGAGGAUGUUCAGUUACCGAGAUCCACGUCACCAGAGGUUGGUUGUUGUUGCCAAGGACAACGGGGAGCCUGCUCUCUCUGCUACAGUCACCAUCAAUCUGUCCACAGUGGAGACUGCUGUGAAGUCCUACUCUGACAUGACAGAGGUGCCUCUGGAAUAUGACAUCUUUUCAGACCUCAACUUGUAUUUGGUGAUUGGACUGGCCUCAGUGUCCUUCCUGCUGCUCAUCACCAUACUGGUGACCAUCGUGAUCAAGUGUCAGACGCCCAAGAGCAGCAAAGCAGCUCCUCCCAGCAGGAACAGUGUGAUCAGUGAGAGGAACUCCACCAUUGCAGAUUCCACUCUGGUGUCCAACGAUGCCUACUGGUACAGUCUGUUCCUAGCAGAGACCAGGAAAGGCAAACUGGUGGUCCGACAGCCUGUGCCAAAGGGCUCCAGAUACAUUGUGUCCAGUUUACCGAGGAGCACUGGAGUGACCGACACCAGUGACUCUGCUGCCUCCACUCUGCAGGUAUGAAAA
This is a messenger RNA of Synchiropus splendidus (mandarinfish), 3950 nucleotides long. Its product is annotated as protocadherin alpha-C2. Gene Ontology annotation, biological process: homophilic cell-cell adhesion. The transcript has a single exon. The record is from RefSeq and is a predicted model, not a curated record. NCBI's taxonomy places the organism in Eukaryota, Metazoa, Chordata, Actinopteri, Syngnathiformes, Callionymidae. Gene Ontology annotation, molecular function: calcium ion binding. Gene Ontology annotation, cellular component: plasma membrane. The coding region runs from base 1551 to 3947 and encodes 798 amino acids.